Sinocyclocheilus rhinocerous is the source of this 3737-nucleotide messenger RNA. RefSeq names its product zinc finger protein 512B-like. Bases 965 to 3397 code for a protein of 810 amino acids. Gene Ontology annotation, molecular function: zinc ion binding. The record is from RefSeq and is a predicted model, not a curated record. The transcript has 17 exons. Lineage: Eukaryota; Metazoa; Chordata; Actinopteri; Cypriniformes; Cyprinidae.
CAUAAUAAUGUUGGGAACAUUCUGAUAUUAUGUGUCCGCUAUAAAGAUACAUUGUAGCCGAAGCCUUUUCGUCAUAAGCGAGCGGCAUGACGUCGAGCCGCAUCAAACGCUUCCAUUCAGGCAGGGGCUUUAUUAUGCAGAAAUACCAAAAUGAUUGGCCUGAUAUCAAAAUGAGUGAUCAUAAAUAAUAACGCGAGAGUUUGCAAGUUGCCUGCCGACUGUAGUCGCAACUGUCAAAGGCAGCGGCGGAUACGCGCGUGACCCAGCACCCAUACUGUUACUGUACACGGUCGCGGAGAUAAUAUCCAUAUCAAACAAAUACACGGCAUAAUCCCGAGGUAAGGACCGGAAUCGAGGGGCUGCGGCGAAACCGCGCGACGCUGUGCCUUGCCCUCCGCUUUCCGUCGCGUUCACUUCUUCCACCCUCGAUUACAGCACUAAACAUAUCCCCGUGCCUCCUUUAGCAACAGCGCGAAGGUUUUUUUUUUUUUUUUACUCCUCCUUCGUAUUAAAGUCGCCAUUUUGCUUCACUGCCUAUGAAAGCUUCUUGUAUUUUCAUAUUUUUCGCGGCGUUUCUGCGUAUUUGUGCGCGUGCUUUUGAUUUGGAUUUUAAUGAGAGAGCUCGUGGAUUACAUAUUGAUGAAGAGGGGCGCCGAGUGCAGUCUGGAAACACGGUGAAAGUGUUCGGCUUGUGGGCAUUUGCAUCAGCUUGCUCUUUUUUUUCUUCCUCCUCCUCCUUCUUCAUCAUCCUCCUUCUUCAUCCUCCUCCUCCACGGAUACGCACAGCGGGGGCCGUGAGUGUGGCUACCGACCGUGACGCCCGUCUGUCCGCGACUCCCCGCGCGUCAGGUGCGUUUGCCAUGUAAAGUCAAGUGGCGCGACGCGAGAGUAAAGGCUACAGCCUGACCCCACGUGGGUCACCCGCUCACCCGCUCACCCGCCAGUGUUGGGUGGCUUUCCAGGCAUGGACACCUCCAGUGGUGCCCGGGUGGUGAAGCCUUCCCCAGGCUUGUCAAAGGGGCGCACUGCCAAACACGCCCACCCCGCCGAGAUGGCCCGAAUGGGCAGCACUGAAAACGACAAUCACGGUUCCUCCUAUAAUGAGAAAUCAGAGGGUAAGAAGAAAGGACGCCCUCGCGUGGAGGUGCAGGAGCUGCGCAUUAUUCCCGCCCAUAUGAUGGUUCAGUGGAAAGAGGAGUUUAAGAGUCGUUCCAGGGUGAAAUGUCCAUGCUCAGGCUGCUGGUUGGAAUUCCCCAGUAUUUACGGACUUAAAUAUCACUAUCAGCGAUGCCAAGGGGCGACCAUAGCAGAGAAGCUGAGUCACAGAUGCCCGUGCUGUGAGGCUGUGUUUGCCACCAAGGUGCGUCUUCAGAAGCACAAGCUGUGGAACCACCCAGAAAGGGUCACCAUGGAGACCAAGUCAGGGGUCACCAAAUCUGAUCCCAAGUCCGAACCCAAACAACAGAAAAGCCCUGUGAAGGGAAAUGCCAAAAAAAGGCCCAUAGAGAACAGCCCUACAUCACCCGUAAUUGUCAAGGUGAAGAAGACCCAGGAGGUGUCUCAGCCCUCACAUAAUGGGGAGUGCGCCCCCCUGAGGCCGGACAGAAAACAGCAGCAGGGGACGUCCGUAGACACUGGGGACAGUGAGAGCGAGGGGGGCAGUCUACCCCCACCCUUCCCUGAGGAGGACCCUGAGAGAAUGAAGCACAGGAGGAAGCAGAAAACUCCAAAGAAGUUCACCGGGGAGCAGCCGUCUAUUUCAGGAACAUUCGGUUUGAAAGGAAUGAAUAAGGUGGAGGAGAAGUUGAAAGCAGGUCGGAUGAAGAGGGCGGAAGGGGCUCUGUUCACCGAGGAGUCCCGGAGGAAGCAGUCAGUUCAAGCUCCCACCAGAAAAGAGACUGCUGCUAUCAGUUCAGUUCCCUCUGCUGAAGCCCAGUGGCAGAACACCAUCUCUGAGAGAGGGGAAGUGGUCUGUCCCACCUGCUCUGUUGUCACUCGCAAGACCGUCCACGGUCUCAAGAAGCACAUGGAGAUCUGUCAGAAGCUGCGGGACGCUCUCAAAUGUCAGCAGUGUCAGAAACAGUUCCGAUCAAAAGCUGGACUCAAUUACCACAGCAUGGCUGACCACGUUAAGCCCUCGGCGAGUGAAAAUGUGUCCGAGGAGCAGGAGGAGAGAGAGAGGCUGCGCUGUGUCCUCAAACAGAUGGGCCGAAUCAAAUGUCCCAGUGAGGGCUGUUCAGCUCAUUUCUCCAAUCUGAUGGGUUAUCAGUAUCAUCAGAAACGCUGUGGCAGAGAGCUACCAGACGGACAGAAGCCUGUCUUCCUGUGCCAGCACUGUGGUAAGACAUAUCGCUCAAAAGCUGGCCGUGACUACCACCUGCGCACCGAGCACCCCGUCACUGCCCUGUCCACACACUCGCUCACAGCUGAGGACUGGAAACAGGAAGACAGUAAAGAUGAGGAGGAUGUGCUGGAGGACGAAGAAGAGGAGGAGGAGGAGGAAGAAGAGGAAGAGGAAGAGCCUGUGCAGAAGAAGGGCAGAGAGAAGUCAAAGGAGAGAGUAGAUGAACCGGUGGAGAAGAUGGAGGAGAGGAAGGAGGAGAAAACAGAGAUGGAGGAGCUGCUGGAUUUGGAGAGGACGCCCAGUGGCAGGGUGCGCCGGCGCUCGGCUCAGGUGGCAAUGUUCCACCUGCAGGAGAUCGCAGAGGACGAGCUGGCCAAAGACUGGGGCACCAAACGACGCAUCAAAGAUGACCUCGUACCAGACAUCAAGAGGCUCAACUAUACACGACCAGGCCUUCCCAACUUUAGCCCAGAAACUGUGAACAGCUGGAAGAACGAGGUGAAGGAAAAAGGAUUUAUCUGCUGCCCCAAUUGUAACUGUGAGGCUAUCUACUCAAGUGUAUCUGGACUUAAAGCACACUUGGCAAGCUGUAACAAGGGAGGGGGCGACGUAGGGAAGUACACUUGUUUGCUCUGUCAGAAGGAGUUUAACUCUGAGAGCGGCGUGAAGUACCAUAUCAGCAAGACACACUCUCAGAACUGGUUUCGGGCAUCUACCAAUGAGGUGACUAACAACAAGAAAAAAGAGCCAGAGAGCAAUGGCUUACAGAAGGACAUGAAAAACGUAGUGCCUGGGAAGAGGAGGGGACGAAAGCCCAAAGAGCACCACCUGGUGACAGCCCCCUUUCCAGCAGAGACUCAGAGCUUCAGCUCUGCUCCACCCCAGACCGUAAGCCCAGCCCCAGAAAGCCAAACCCUCACGCCCAACCCCGUCACCAACACCCCAACCACUCCCCCUUCCCCAGUGGACAGUGGGAAUCCAGCCCAGGCCAGAGACACACAGCCCCCUAGAAAGAAACGAGGCAAAACUAAGAAAGCGUCGACCACUGAGUAACACGGCUUUUACUCCGUCAACACCAGAAGGGAUGUUUUCCGAACUUCUCCAGAUAAAUCUUUAGUCAAUUCGGUCAUGGAAAUGAAGGAUGGCACAGAAGAACAAGCUCGGAAAGAUGAACGGCAGAACAAGGGGAUGAAAUACAGCAGAAAACAACAAUGAUUUGCUCUUGUAUUGUUUUCACACUGAUCUUUGUGUUUUUUAAGAUGAGUAUAUACAUUAUGUGUGUGCUUGUGUAUACUUAUAAAUAUUACCCCUGUUGUUUUUUCAUUCCAUUUUUAUAGUUGAUUUUAAUAAGUUGUUCACUCUAAAGGGGUCAAUAACAUUUAAGCUCCCAGUU